UUCCUCCUCCUCCUCCUCCUCCUCCUCCUCCUCCUCCCCCUCCCGCGCCCAGUGGUGGCUCCCGGUGGUGGCGGGGCCAUGUCGGACACAUGGAGCUCGAUCCAGGCCCAUAAGAAGCAGCUGGACUCGCUGAGGGAGCGGCUACAGCGGCGGCGGAAGCAGGACCCGCUGGACCCCCGCCAUGCCGACCUCUCCCUCGCCGCCCCCCCCCGCACCUCCAGCCCGGCCCCCCCCGCCCCCACCCCAGGGCUUACAACGGCCGCCGCGACGGGGGUUGGGGGUUCGGGUACCCCCACCCCCACCUCGACGGCGCCGGGGGGAGGGGGUGGGGCGUCGGGGGGGGUUGGGGGUAACGUCAGCCCCCCCGGCGUCGAGCUGACCACCGACCCCGCCCUGGAACGACGUCUCCUCCUCCACCUCGCCGACCUCGCCCUUCCCCUCCCCACCGAUGCGCUCUCCAUCUGCCGCGCCAUCGCCACCCCCGACGCCCCCGUCACCCAACGCGGGGUGGAGAGUUUGCUGCAAAAAUUCGCGGCGCAAGAAUUGAUCGAAGUGAGGCGGGGGUUGCUUCAAGACGACCCGUCCCAACCCACCUUGGUCACCUACGCCGAUCACUCCAAGCUUUCCGCCAUGACCGGCGCCGUCACCGAAAGCGGGGGGAACCCCGUAAAAGAUCAAGCGGGGAGGAAAAGGAGAGCGGAACAAGACGGCGGCGGGUCGUCGAGCAUGGCGGCGACGGGAGGAGGGGAAACGGGGAAGGAGGCGAUGAAAAAAUCCCGGAAACAAGCGUCCGACGUGGAUUUGGAGAUUGAGAGUUUGCUCAGUCAGCAGUCAACCAAGGAGCAGCAGAGCAAAAAGGUGAGCCAGGAGAUCCUGGAGCUGCUCAACACCACCACGGCCAAGGAACAGUCCAUCGUGGAGAAGUUCCGGUCGCGCGGCCGCGCCCAGGUGCAGGAGUUCUGCGACCACGGCACCAAGGAGGAGUGCGUGAAGGCCACCGGCGCCGAGCGGCCCUGCCGCAAGCUCCACUUCCGGUGGGUCGGUGGGCCUUCCUCCGUGACCCCCGUGGUCUUCCUCCGCCCGUCUCCUUCCUCGUGGUCUUCCUCCGCCCGUCUCCUUCCUCGUGGUCUUCCUCCGCCCGUCUCCUUCCUCGUGGUCUUCCUCCGCCCGUCUCCUUCCUCGUGGUCUUCCUCCGCCCGUCUCCUUCCUCGUGGUCUUCCUCCGCCCGUCUCCUUCCUCGUGGUCUUCCUCCGCCCGUCUCCUUCCUCGUGGUCUUCCUCCAUCCAUGACCCUGUGGUCUUCCUCCAUCUCCUCACAGUCUUCCUCCACCUUCUCAUGGUCUUCCUCCACACAUCUCCUUCCUCGUGGUCUUCCUCCCUCCAUCUCUUCAUGGUCUUCCUCCCUCCGUCUCCUUCCUCAUGGUCUUUCUUCCUCCAUCUCCUCAUGGUCUUCAGCUUCUUGAGGUCUUCCUCCACCCAUCUCCUUCCUCAUGUUCUUCCUCCAUCCAUGACCCCAUGGUCUUCCUCCAUCUCCUCAUGGCCUUUUCUCCCUCCAUCUUCUCGUGGUCUUCCUCCCUCUACUCCACAACUCGCCCCAGACCCCCGAAAUCCUCCCAAAUCCCCCCCAGACCCCCCAAAUCUCUAUCACCCCUAA
Messenger RNA from Phalacrocorax carbo (great cormorant), 1653 nucleotides. Lineage: Eukaryota; Metazoa; Chordata; Aves; Suliformes; Phalacrocoracidae. The record is from RefSeq and is a predicted model, not a curated record.